AGGCUGUGGGAAGCGGGCCAAACGGCCUCAGUCCAGCCCACACCGGUCACCGCAACCCCCUCCUCUCCCCGCCGGCGGCGACGGCAGCGACGGCGAGGAAGCCGGGAUGAGCGUGUUCGGCGGCGACAGCUGGGCGCGUGAUGCGCAGCAGCGGAAGCGCCGGCUCGACGACCUGAUGCUACCCGCCCCGGCGUCCUCGUCUCCCUCGACGCCCGAAUCCUUCAGGAGGCUCCCCAACGGCAAGCUCGCCUGCCUUGUCUGCCCCCACCGCCCGGUCCUCGACUCCCCCCUCAUGCUCUCCAUGCAUAAUAAAGGUGCACGGCACAUCGCAGCAGAAUCUAGGCUGAGGGAGAAAGAACUAUCUAAGAAUCACGAAAUUAACAAGAGACUGGCUCUCUCAUCAGAUGCUUCCGAUUCAAAUUCUGCUAAUCCACACUCCUGUAGUAAGCUUGCCAAUAUGAAAGAAAAGCCAUUAAUUGAGCAGACACGGAGGGCAAUCCUGGAAGCACAAUCAAGCAGGUUCCAUGAUUUCAAUGGCAAGAAGGUAUCUCAUGACUUGAAGUGGACGACAAAUACUUCAUCCUCUGAUCCCCAUGUCGCUCCUUCUGAUGUUCCAGUGGAAAAAUAUACUGGAAAUACUAGAUCAAUACAGUGUAACAGCAGUAAAGUAGAAUCUUUUGCUGGAAAUCAGAUUCAAGGCAAGUUACUUUUAGAUCGGCAAACAGAAGCCCGAAAACGCCAGGAGCAAGAACUUCGGUUCACGGCUUCUGGCUGGAAACGAGAUGGCCAUGGAAGAUGGUACAGAGAUGAAAAUGUUGAAUUUGACUCGGAUGAAGAUGAUCCUAACAUCUGUCUGUGCUGAUCAUUUAAGAAGACAUUCUGAAUUGAUCAAUCUAAUGGCUCAACUGGGAAGAUCAAAUUCAUCACAAUGAGGCCUCUCCGAAAAUGGUAGAAUUGGUUGUCAGUCUGUCAAGUUUUCGGGUAAAUGACGAUGACGCAUUAUGUCCCUGUCGAACUGAUAUUUGUUUCAUUAUGAACCAAACCUGUAUAAUGAUACUUGAGAAAAAAGUGUGUAUUUAUGUUGUUACUAAUUACUUGGAGAUCAGAAAUUUUUUUAAGAUGUCCAUGCCUAGACCUGCUAUUGGCACUGUAAAGAUAAGUGAGACAUUUUUGUUUUGGAGCUUAUUUUCAGACUUCCCUUUUUGGCAAGUGGCUUAUGCUUGAUCUUGGUAUUGAUUUGUGUAGUAUGAUGAUACUUUCAGAACAAUUUGCAAGGAAAAGAAUGACAAGGAAGCAAAACAUUUACUGGGCCACCUACUUACAGAACAGAUAGAUUUUUAAAACUGGAUUAAAUGACAAAUGUCAUACCUCUUCAUCUACCAUGCAUGAAUUGCGUGUUACAUAAACAAAACACAGGUAAACAAGUUCUGCAAUAGAUUUCUCUUCCUUACACUCAACAGCCAGCCUAGAUCUCAUCCGCUUUCUUGUCAACACACCCUGGUUCAGAGAAGUCAAUGGACAGCGCACAUGCAUAUCUUCUUUACCUUCCUAAAAUUUAGGAGAAUUACAUAUCUGUCAUUUGUUCCUUGUUUUCUUCUUGCAAGCUUUUGAAGAUAAUGAUAACAAAGGGUUGGAUAAUAGCAGACAGUAGUGCGGGUCUCGUCUAUGUUUAUUUUAGAUUAGCUGGAAGAUAUGACUUCUACGUUCUUGCGAGCCACGUGUUACUCCAGCUUAUUAUGGUUUCCAAACUUGCUGUUAUCUUUCUUUUUAGAACCAUGAUACUUAUUCCUGAUAAUGGAUAAAGAUCCGUGUUUGUGUUUGCUUUUGUAAUAAUAAAGAUGUCUCCCUGUACACUGUAGCCAUACUCCUAGAGUGUCAACCACUAACUUUUGUGUUAUAAAUAUAAAACAUAACUGCAUUUAUAAACACUAACAUCAUUAUAUUUUCCAUUCUAUAAGCGUAAGUUGUUACCUAUUCAGAAGCUGCAGGUGCAUGCGAAGCUAAUAUGAUGAAGAGGUAACAUCAUUAUAUUUUUUAUUUGUAUUUCAGACUAUUUAUUUUGUUUUCUUUUAUCUAUUCUCUCACUUUAGUUCUUUGGAUUUCAUGUCUUGUAAAGUAGCAGUUACAUUAUUGCUUAAUGCCAUAGGCACCUUCCACUUGUGGCAAAUAUCCAAACAAACAUCAUGAUCCUUCGCAAUGAUCCAUGUUGAGAGCUAAUAAAUUGAGAUGGCAUAGGGAUUUUGAUACACAGGCUCCUGGAGAACCACAAUGGUCAAGGUUAGAUGCAAUUACAAAGAACACAUUGGAUGGGAUGUUGUUUCUCUGCAGCAGAGUUUAAGGUUAUUGAGUAAAAUUGUUGUGUCUGAUGUACCUCAAAGUAACAAAGUUGGUGAAAUUUAACUGGAAGGUGUGCUAUACAUAAUUUGUUGGAGAUGUUGCCCUUUUAGUUGUAUGUUGAACAUGUUAGUUUUGAAUACAACUUGAAAUAUUGUAUGCUGAAUACGCAUGGCACUGAUGUCUUCUUCUAAUUACAAGAAAUUGAAAGGAACUGACUACUUUGCUCGAGGAUUAAAUUAAUCAGAUUCGUUGGCUUUCCCCCAUUAAUUUGACCAUGUGGAGGCAGCCUUGUUGCUUCUUCCUUGAGUUAAUCCAGAGUCCUGGAUAUGUCUCUAUAAAAACCUUAAUGGUCUGCUUGCUAGUACUACCCGCACGGCAUUCUGUUCCUUUCCAUAACUCAGAAGUGCACAGCUUGCUUUGUGCCAUCUAAAUCGAAAGAUGGCAAGCACAACUUCUGCAGCAGAAGGUGCACACCCGACCAACCCUGAAAAGGUCAAGCUGGUCACCGUUCUGAGCAUCGACGGUGGCGGUGUUAGAGGAAUCAUACCGGCCGUCAUCAUUGCCUUCCUCGAAGAGAAGCUCCAAGAACUGGAUGGCCCAGAUGCUAGGAUUGCUGAUUACUUCGAUGUUGUUGCCGGCACGAGCACCGGUGGUCUCUUGACGGCGAUGCUCACAGCCCCGGACAAGAAUGGACGGCCACUCUUCAACGCCAAGGAUUUGGCGCAGUUCUACAUCGACCACUCGCCCAAAAUUUUCCCACAGAAGAACUGGAUCCUAUCCAAAAUCUUUAGCAUGUUGAGGAUGGUAAGGGGCCCCAAGUAUGAUGGCAAGUACCUUCAUGCGCUGCUUCGUCAGUACCUUGGCGACUUGAGGUUGGACAAGACGCUAACUAAUGUGAUCAUCCCAACCUACGACAUCUCCAUCCUGCAACCCACGAUUUUCUCAAGCUUUGAGCUGAAGCACCGGCCGUAUAAAAAUGCACUCCUGUCUGACAUCUCAAUCAGCACCUCCGCGGCUCCAACCUUCUUCCCGGCACACUACUUCGAGACAAAAGACGUGAACGGCAGUACCAGGACCUUCAACCUCGUCGAUGGAGGCCUCGCCGCUAACAAUCCCACGCUGUCUGCGAUGGGCCAGGUGUCGAAGGACAUCAUCCUUGGGGACCCCGACUUCUUCCCCGUCAAGCCGGUGGACUACGGCAAGUUCAUGGUGAUCUCCCUCGGCUGCGGGUCGAACAGGAAGCGCAGGUACAGCGCCAAGGCUGCCGCCAAGUGGGGCAUCUUCAACUGGCUCAUCAUGGACGGCACGGCCCCCAUCAUCGACAUGUUCAACUCCGCCAGCGCUGACAUGGUUGACAUCCACCUCUGCGUCCUCUUCAGGGCCCUGCACUCCAGCCACAACUACCUGCGCAUUCAGUACGAUCAGUUGACGGGCAGCGCCGGCUCCAUCGACGACUGCUCCAAGGAGAACCUGGACAAGCUGGUGAAGAUUGGGAAGGACCUUCUCGCCAAGAACGUCUCCCGGGUGGACCUGGAGACCGGACGGAUCGUGGACAUUCCCGGCGAAGGCACCAACGCCGAGAAGCUCGCCAAGUUCGCGAAGCAGCUCUCCGACGAGCGGCGCCGGCGCCAGAACCUUCCGAAGUAGAACUAAAUCAGAUGGCGCAUUUCACUGUGUUUUCAACGUUAUCUAGCUAGCUGCACGCGUUUUCGUGAUUUGUCGGGCAUUUGCAUUCCAUUCCAUUCAUUUCCCCGUGUUGUCGUCACGUACACUUUGAUAUGUAUUGUAAUUUGUUAGUAAGCUAAUAACGGGUUUAUUUUACUUGGAAUAAAAGGCAAUUCUCUUGACGAA
Messenger RNA from Panicum virgatum (switchgrass), 4188 nucleotides. Its product is annotated as patatin-like protein 2. The transcript is spliced from 8 exons. Gene Ontology annotation, biological process: lipid metabolic process. Gene Ontology annotation, molecular function: monoacylglycerol lipase activity; glycerophospholipase activity. The record is from RefSeq and is a predicted model, not a curated record. Lineage: Eukaryota; Viridiplantae; Streptophyta; Magnoliopsida; Poales; Poaceae. The coding region runs from base 2776 to 3984 and encodes 402 amino acids.